AUGCCGAGAAAAUGUGCAAUUGAAGUGGCACGCAGUGGAGAGACAAGGAGAAAGAUUGUUGACGUCUGUACUGGUUGCGGAGUGAUCGGAUCAAAGGGAUGGUGUCAGAAGUGUCGUUCCAGCAAGUCGAUGGCCAACAUCAAAAUUCCAUAUGCCUGCAAGCUUCUCUUCCAGGAACUUCAAUCCAUGAAUAUCGUACCACGUCUAGAUUUGGCUCGAUACACCGAGUAG
Molecule: messenger RNA, 231 nt
Organism: Caenorhabditis remanei
Lineage: Eukaryota; Metazoa; Nematoda; Chromadorea; Rhabditida; Rhabditidae
Exons: 2
Coding region: 1-231 (76 amino acids)
Biological process (GO): DNA-templated transcription
Cellular component (GO): RNA polymerase III complex
Molecular function (GO): ribonucleoside binding; DNA binding; DNA-directed RNA polymerase activity
Source: RefSeq, a predicted model, not a curated record